This is a messenger RNA of Bombyx mori (domestic silkworm), 6161 nucleotides long. It is a transcript of the gene Pkcdelta, whose product is annotated as putative protein kinase C delta type homolog. The transcript is spliced from 10 exons. Bases 141 to 4751 code for a protein of 1536 amino acids. Gene Ontology annotation, cellular component: cytoplasm; nucleus. Gene Ontology annotation, molecular function: diacylglycerol-dependent serine/threonine kinase activity; ATP binding. Gene Ontology annotation, biological process: peptidyl-serine phosphorylation; intracellular signal transduction. NCBI's taxonomy places the organism in Eukaryota, Metazoa, Arthropoda, Insecta, Lepidoptera, Bombycidae. The record is from RefSeq and is a predicted model, not a curated record.
CACCUGGCAUAGCGUUCGGCGGAGGGCGGGCGGGAUUCGGUGGUGGGCGAAGACGUACCUGUAAUACGCGCGUUAUGCAGUCUACGCGCGCGUCUCUGAGAGCGAGCCGGUCGCUCCGAGGACUGCGCUUAGUGUAAAUCAUGCCACUGUUUUCCGAACACAUAUCGAACAUGUAUUACAGUGGAUCUGCGUCUUACAGUUCACCAUAUAGUUAUAACAGUUCGCUUUUACCACUCGGGACUUCGUACAGUGCUUCGUAUUUAAACCCAGGAGGGAGUUACAGUAAUCAUUCUUCUCUUAGUGGAUAUUCGCGGACGCCGUUGUCUUCGCGGUGGAUCCCAGGUGUCGGAAGGUGUUACGCUCCUAUUCUGAGCACGAUUUCCGAGAGAUCGACCGCCAGCCCUUCUAGAAUAAACAGCCCAAGGCGCAUUCCUCUAUCGAAAAGAAACUAUUCAAGUUCCGGGUACACUUCUCGACCUAUUAAUAUAAAUACUGCUGAUAUUGAUGUUUCGAGAGAUAAAUAUAAACAAAAAGUUGAAGAUUCGUCAGCUUUGUGUAAGGAGAUCCCAGAGACUGGAAGUGAAGAAAAAGAAAAUGGACCAUUUAUGCCAAGGGUGGACGGUAAGCCUGAAACAGGUAUUGAUUCGUCUCCUGGUACACAAAGGAGUACCAUAAAACGGGGUAGAACAGUAGUCAGAUUUCAUACGUUAAAGAGGAAGGAGCGUGAUUCCCCUCGCAAACCUGUUCAGCAACUGCAAAAAGACACUAGCUCGGAAAGAUUAGAUGUAGAUAAGACAGGCUUAAAUGAAACAAAAAAUCAAGAAUCAUUAAGAUGGAGGGAAAGGCUCUCUGACGAUUUAAUUUAUAAAGAUAAAAAGGUAAAGAAGACUUUAGGUACAAAGCUUGUAGAAAAAUUCGCACUGAAAGAUGAUGUCUUAACAAGCGGUGAUAAGCAACCUGUCAUUGAAGAUUCGGGUAACGAUGUAGAAGUUAGUGACACUCGAUCUAUUUCAGAAGCAAGUAUGUGUAAACUUACAGACAGACGAUGUUCUGUGGAAUUACUAGCGGAACAAGCAAAGCUGUUGGAUUCAUUGAUACGCAACGAAAAUUUAAGUACAACGACUUUGGAUGUCAGCAAAGUUGGUACUACUUAUAACAGCAAAGAAACCACAAAACCACCUUCUGUAGUUAAAAAUAAAACCGAUGAGAAACGAAAUUCAUUGAAAACAGCAAAAUCUGAUCAUUCUUUACAUGAUAGUUUAAAAUCAUUAGUAGAAAAUAAAGAAAUUAAGAAAAAAUCAGGCAAGCGGCGGAGUUUAAAAAAAUCACUGUCUGGAGGUAGCAUUUGUAGGUUAGAUUCCAUAACAGAAUUUCCCAAAGAACCUAUCAAAUUAGAUUUACCGCCUAUAAAAGAAAAAACGCAAGAAAAAGUAGUAAAAAAGCCGAGGCUUAAAACUAAAAUAACAUCUUCCGUUGAGGUGACGACUCCGCAAAGUCCUUUGAAAUUUAUUAUCGAAGAUGUAAUAGUAGAGCAGAAAUUACGGCCGAUUAGAAAGGGAAUUAUUUUUACAAGUGAAGUCGAGGAAACACCGACACCUACGCUAAAAUUAGAAAAAAGGAAACUGGAGGGGAAAGAAGAAGCUUCAGAAAUUAAAGUGGAAAGUGAAUCUGCGUCACCGGACCCUGACGAUGGUAAUUUUUGGAAUAAAAUAGGUAAACGAGAAACAGUCUAUUUAAUUAAAAGGAAAAAAAAGUUGGAAGAAAUGAAAGAGCAAAAUAAGCGUGCACUGUUUUGGUUCCCAGAAGAAGAAGACGAAUCUGAGAGAAAUUUGAAAUCCGAAAAAAAUCCUGUUACGGUUGAAAACACUAAUUUGAAUGAAAGUAAUGAAAGUAAAACUGAACAAACAAUUCUUAGUGGUGAUAUUGAUAAAACUGUUACCAAAGUAAUUCCAAAAGCAGUACUAGGAGAUUUGGAUUCAGACCAUAACAGCACUAAUAUAGAAAAGGUGGAACAAUCAAGCUUUGAAGCAAAAGUAAUACCAUUAAAUCAAAAUGAAUGUACAAAUUUAAAACAAGGUAACACAGAAAAAGCCGAACCGAAAAAGGUAAUGACACCGAAGUUAAAAAACGAUAGUGAAAAACUUCCUUCUUUGAAAAAUAAAGAGGAUUAUAUAAUUGACCAAAGAGAAAAAAAUCAAGAUGUAAUGACAAACAAUAAUAAUAACAAACCUUCACGACAAAAUAUUGGUGAUGAACAAAAGACAUUACAAGAACCAAGUGCAAUAAAAGCCAGAAGCAAUGAAACAGAUACAGAAACAACAAACCUGAGCACUGAAGCAGAGAGUAUUAAGACUUUAUCUUCUGUAAUUAACGACAGUAAAUCAGAAUUGAAUCAAAUUUCUUUAAAGGCUGAAGUAGUGGACAAACCUAAUGAAAAUAAAGAAACGACAAAGCCUGUGGAAAGCUGCAUAAAACAAAAAUCAGUCUCUUUAAAACAAAAUUCAUCUGAAAAAACUCAAACUGACACCAAAAGCAGUUCAGCAAAGCUAAAAGAAGAAAAUAAGGAGUCAACCUCAUUAAAUCACGAGCUAAAAUCAUUAAAAGAAACAGAAGUGGUUUCUAAAAAGAAGAAAAUAAUUAAAGUCUCGAAAUCAAAUAAAGCCAGCGAAGAAAAAAGUACAUGUAAAACAGUGCCGUCCGAUAAAAAAUUAACGAACCAAGAACUUAAUUUCGAAUGCGAUGCUUCUAAAUUAGCUUCAAUUCAUACGAAAAAAGAACAACCAAACAGUAAAAUUAUUACUAUGUCUAACGAGAAAGUUGAGUCCAACGCAGAUCAAGCAGCACUCAGUAGUUCAACUGGUCCUGACAUGUUGAUCAACGACAAAGAGUCAAAGCUUGUAAUUAAUGCUAGCAUUAAAAAUGAAACGCAUGACAAAAUCAGUUCAGUGAAUGAAUGCGCGGCUCACAAUAUAAAUGCUACUACUAGCGUACCUGUAAUUCCGAUAGUAUUAAAAUCUGAAAACAUUCCAAAUAAUAAUAACAACAUAAGUGUACCUUCCACAUCCCAAGAUAUCGUAAAAACAGAAGAAACAAAGUCUAGUACUAUUCUAAAUGCUCCCCAUGAAGAAAUGGCUUCAACUAAUGAAGAUAAAAAAUCAAGCAUAGGGAUCGUUACUCUACCAGUUCCUCCAAUCACCAAAAAACCUGUGAAGCCAGAACCGGCUCUGAGACCAUUGAUCGCCACACCGCGACCUUUACAGAAGAAGCCUCCUCAAGUGAUACGCUCAUCUGAUUCUUCUGAUUCGUCUUCAGAAGAGGAUUCAUCAGAUGAUGAUAGUGAAUCUGACAGCAGCGAAGAGUCAGAAGAAUUCUACGAAUGCGAAGUCAACAUCGACGGUAGAACGUCGACGGGUUCAAACGAUUCUGGAUUUGAUUCUUCUGCACCAGCGUCUCCUGCUCUAUUCUCUCAAAUUAAAAAAGACUGUGACGUAAACUGCCAUCGGAAGUGCGAAAAACUGACUGCAAAUUUGUGCGGCGUAAAUCAGCGACUCCUGGUGGAGGCUUUGGCCACAAAAAAUCCUUCCAAAAAAGGUGGAGAGAAUCCCGGAACAUCUUCAUGUAGCAGCUCGGCGAAUUGUUCCACUGAUAUAUUGGAACAGGAGCUUGAGCAAUCUACGGCUUACGGUAUUUUCCGUAAAACAGGCCGGUUCACACCACCAGCCAGGUCCAUACCCCGCUUCAGAAAAUAUACGGUUGAAGAUUUUCACUUCAUCAAAGUUUUGGGAAAAGGCAGUUUUGGAAAGGUUUUAUUAGCAGAACUCCGAGACACCGAAUACUAUUAUGCUGUAAAGUGUUUGAAGAAGGACGUGGUGCUGGAGGACGACGACGUCGAGUGCACCCUCAUCGAAAGGAAAGUUUUAGCGCUCGGUACAAAUCAUCCGUACCUUUGUCAUCUAUUUGCUACAUUUCAAACUGACUCCCAUCUCUUUUUCGUGAUGGAGUACCUCAACGGUGGUGACUUGAUGUUCCACAUACAACAGAGCGGUCGGUUCCCUGAAGCAACAGCGCGUUUCUAUGCCGCUGAAAUUGUUUCCGGCUUGAAAUUUCUUCACAAAAGAGGAAUUAUAUACAGAGAUUUGAAACUUGACAACAUUCUUCUUGACUUCGACGGCCAUGUUCGCAUUGCCGACUUUGGCAUGUGCAAGCUACAAAUUUAUUUAGACAAAACCGCGGAUACGUUCUGCGGAACGCCAGAUUAUAUGGCACCAGAGAUUAUCAAAGGAUUGAAAUACAAUCAAACGGUAGAUUGGUGGUCGUUUGGCGUGUUGCUCUACGAGAUGUUGAUCGGCCAAAGUCCGUUCAGUGGCUGUGACGAAGACGAGCUGUUCUGGUCUAUUUGUAACGAAAUGCCGUCGUACCCCCGUUUCCUGUCCAAGCAAUCUCUCUCCAUUUUAACUAGAUUAUUGGAUAAAGACGCAAGGACGCGUCUCGGUGGCGUGGAAUGUAUGCACGGCGACAUAAGAGAGCAGGAUUUCUUCCACGCGAUACACUGGGACAGACUCGAGAGACGGGAACUGGAGGCUCCAUUCAGACCUCGAGUUAGACAUCCAAUGGACACACAAUACUUCGACCGAGCAUUCACAGGAGAACGACCGCGGCUGACUGCUGUGGAGCCUCAAGUUCUUCGCUCCAUGGACCAGGAACCCUUCAGAGGAUUCUCCUAUACUAAUCCUAACGCUACAGAUCGUUAAUGAGGAAAAAAAACGGUUAUGGUUAAAAAUUUUGUGACAAAUAAACUCAUUUGUGAGAGUUGACAUAUUCCCGAAAAUUAUGGAAACGUCACAAAUCUAAUUUCAUCCGAUCCAAAUUAUGAUAUGGAUAGGAUGUUUUGAAAUAGAGUAUAAUAAUAAGUAAUUUGGAUGUACCUACCUACUUCUCAAAUUAUUUUAUUUAGAAUUAAAUGUAAUUUUGAGGCCAAUUUUUUAAAGUGAAAACUUCUUUAACUUCGUUGUUAUUUGAAAAUCGAUAAAAAGAAAGUGUCUCAAAAAGAGAAAAGCAUGCUAAACCUCUUUAAGGUUUGACCAGCGAGAAAGUAUAAAAUACUUUUUAAUUGAUUUUAUAAAAAGCAAUUAUGCUUCAUCUAUUGGACAUGGAAAAAAUCAUGAAAUGUCCACUUAUCUUGGAGUUAGAAUGAUUUCCAUAAAGCCUCCUUUGUAACUUAUUUAAAACUUUUCUCUGUAAUGAAGAGUACAUAAUAAAUUUGAGAAUUUGCGCAGAUUAAGAUGCAAAUAUUAGUCUACUGUUUACUAGUGUUCUUGUUUAAGAGAGCUUAUAAUCUAUAACUAGUGUAAAAAAAUAUGUCGAAGGUGCCUGGUACACAAAUACGAAAAGCCAAACAUUAACUAGCCUACAUCGCUUUAAUGUGAAUACCUACCUUAAUAUAAUACAUACCGACAAUUUUUUUCUUUAUUGACUGUUGAGUUUUAGAAGAGUCAGAAAUCUAAAAGUUAUACUUUUACACCUAUCACGUAUUAGCUUAACAAUGACGAUAUACUACCUGUUUAUAAAAUUAUAAUUACUAUUAGUUAUGUUUAUUUGUUAGCUAGAUAGUUUUUUUUAUAAGAAAUGUUGUAUCGUGUUACAAAGUAUUAUAAUAUACUUGUAUAAUAUAUUAUGUGUAUAUAUACAACGCUUAGCUUCGCUCUGGCAGCGAAAAUAAUAGUUUUUAAUGAAUUAUAUUACACUGUAGGUUGUUAGCAUCUGUCAUUCAAACUAUGGUUUGCACGACAAUGCAAGAGUUAUUGAUAAAUUACUAUAACUUAUACUUGCUUUGAUGUUCUGCUUCCAAAAAUGUAACAAAGUAUUUUUAGAUUAUUAGUUAUUAUUGGUCUCGUACUUAGAAAUGGUAAAAACAAAACCAAUUCUUGGACUCGACAAAUAGUAUUGUAGCUAUGAUGAUGAGUUCCUAUACAAAGUUUCUAUCAAAUACACACUUUAAGCAAUACCAUUUACUUAGUAUAAUUUUAUAAAAAAAUUCAAACUAGAUGUCAUUUCAAUAAAUUCUUAGGGUGUAAACUCUGUUAUGCGUAUUACAUAUCAUACUUAGGUAAUUUUAGUUCACAUUUUGUAAAUUGUUUGUUAAAAUAAAUAAGUGAAAAGUU